Molecule: messenger RNA, 1401 nt
Organism: Girardinichthys multiradiatus
Lineage: Eukaryota; Metazoa; Chordata; Actinopteri; Cyprinodontiformes; Goodeidae
Exons: 7
Coding region: 171-1100 (309 amino acids)
Molecular function (GO): catalytic activity
Source: RefSeq, a predicted model, not a curated record
AUCAGGAUGCAUAACAGUGUUGCGCCUUCCCAGCAGGGCUCAGCUGGUGGGGGUGGUUUUAAAAGCGUUUGUAGGAUCAUUUCGAGAUAACUUUGACCUUUUAAUAUUUACUUUAGUUUGUGACUUUCUAAGUUUUAGCGUCGGAGUGUUGCUUUAAGAGCGUGUUGGCAAUGGCGCUAAAACACCUUCGGGCUCUGGGCCAAAUGUCCGCAGCUAAAUAUCAAGGCAGAAUAUUCAGUCAACGUUGGAGCACGACUUUGAAAACAAUGAAACCGUACAGCGCUGCAACAGGAGGCGAAGACGCAGAAACAGCUGCAGGUCAGACUGUGGUCUCAGAGCGAAGGGGAUCUGUGGUUACCGUGGCAAUAAACCGACCGGAGGUGCGUAACGCGGUGAACCAGGAGACAGCGAGGCGUCUGCUGGAGGAGUUGCAGGCCUUUGACAGCGACCCAGACUUGAACGUGGCUGUUCUGCACGGGAAAGGAGGGAAUUUCUGCGCUGGUUAUGAUCUGAAAAUGCUGGCCAAUCAAAAAGCCCCCCUUAAAUUGGAGCAAGAUGUCACUAAGGGUCCUGGCCCAAUGGGCCCGUCCCGUCUGCAGCUGUCGAAGCCACUGAUAGCAGCUGUGAGUGGCUUUGCUGUGGCUGGAGGGUUGGAGCUGGCUCUGCUGGCUGACCUGAGGGUCGUGGAGGAGAGUGCCGUCAUGGGAAUCUUCUGCCGCAGAUUCGGAGUCCCCCUGAUUGACGGAGGGACGGUGCGGCUUCCUCGCCUCAUUGGUUUAUCAAGAGCGCUUGACCUGAUCCUGACUGGACGACCAGUCGGAGCUCAAGAGGCUCUGGCCUAUGGACUGGCCAAUAGGGUUGUACCUGAUGGUCAAGCUUUGCAGACGGCCGUUCAACUAGCAGAGCAGAUCAGCUCCUUCCCCCAGCAGUGCCUGCGGACAGACCGCUCCUCAGCCAUGUAUAGCUGCUAUGACGCUCAGUCCUUCACACAGGCCAUGCAGCAUGAAUUUGACCAUGGAGUUCAGGUCAUCCAGGCUGAAGCUAUCCCCGGAGCGAUCCAGUUUACUUCAGGAGUUGGAAGAGGUGGAAGAUUCCCUUAGGAUUUAGCUUGUAGGAGCCUAAUGAACUGUGACCUUAGAUGAUCUCAGAUCUAUUGUUGCCUUAAACUUGUGUUGUUGCUGUUGGUUGCAUGUCUGAGUAAUUAUUUCUUUACAACAUGCAAAAACAGAGGAUAUGAAAAAGACGAUGAAGUUGUUUUGUGUCAAUGCAUUGUGCUUUUUGUUUUUAGAGGAAAUUAGAGCUUGAUUAAUUCAAUACAUUUUUUUUUCUUUAUUAAAAUGAAAAACAGCCUUGUACUUCAGCUUUUUUUUAAUUUGAUAAUAAUAAAUCGCUUUGCAGAAA